This is a messenger RNA of Mytilus californianus (California mussel), 10167 nucleotides long. RefSeq lists its product as uncharacterized. Bases 2801 to 5764 code for a protein of 987 amino acids. The record is from RefSeq and is a predicted model, not a curated record. NCBI's taxonomy places the organism in Eukaryota, Metazoa, Mollusca, Bivalvia, Mytilida, Mytilidae. The transcript has 11 exons.
CACGGAAGUCAAUAGCACAACAAUGGUGAAAUAAUUUUGACAGCAGAUUAUAGUGUGAGGGUUUGAGCGUUAUCAGUACUACAUAUACACAAAUGUACAAGUAGUUCCAAUUCUUACACGAUUAAGAAUCAACGGACAAUGGAGUCUGAACAUGCUGAAGUAGAUCAAAAUACAAAUAACUCCAACAGAGACAAGGCUUCCAAUGAUGCAGAUCCCUUAGUAUUUCAAACACCAAACAGUAAUGAAAACAAUUUUACUCCACAUUUAAAUCUACGACAUCAUGAUCAAUUAGCAACUCCUUUUGGUGACCCGGGAACAGAAGUUAGAAUUCCCGUGAAUUCUGAAGCUCCUGGUCAUACUCAAGCAUAUAGCAUGUCUAACAUUUCAAACCAUCAGCAAUAUAAACUUCAAGGAGCAAGACCUAAGGACCUUCCUAAUAAACUACAGAGGCCUAAAGACUCCUCAGUGAAAAACAACUUAGCGAAAGAUGUUAAAAUCAGUAAAUCUGUUAAUCCUUCAACAGAAGAACAUGAACUUCGAAAGAAUGAGAAAUUAAAGCAAAGGGAUUCAUCAGGAAGUCAAUUUGUCACAAGCCAACAACGAGAAAAGGAUAUCAAUGUCAACAAUGAAGUAUUGGUAAGACUUAAAGACAAACAGAUUGACAAAACAAUUGUGAAAUUAGUUUGUGCUUGCCUUAACAUAAGGGACAGUCAAACAAGAACAUUGAAAUUACGAAAUAAACAUUGCAAAACAGCCAAAUCGAAGGAUCUUGAUGAUUGGUAUGACAGAGUGGAGAAGAAAAUGAAAGAAGUCUUUUUCAGCCACAUAACUGAUUAUGUUCAACUGAAAGGAGAUUGUGAAUCAGAAGUGUUAGAGCUCUCUGUUAAACCUGCACCCAAUUUAUGUACACUUGAUAUGUAUUCAUAUUUUCCAGCAGUGUCAUCUGCUGAUCAAGCAAAAUAUACCAAAGCCGUGGAAAUUUUAAGACAAGAAGGACCACCUGGUCCAUUACCAAUUAUACAAAAUCGAACAUACAAACUAAAUCAUGAAGUAAGAGGCUUAAGAAACGAAAAUAUAGACACUCAAUUUAAGCAGAUAACCGGAAAGGAUGUUCCAAAUACGUUAGCAAAUAUGUGUUCCCAUUACAUUUCCGCAUUUGGAAAUUACAAAGGGGGUGUUGUUUAUUAUGGUAUUGAAGACACAAAUGGAAAAGUUUUUGGCAUUGACUUAUCAAAGUGUAAACCUGAAGAUAUUGAAGAAGCACUUGAAACAAAAAUUGGAGGAAUGAUUUGCGGAAAAUCUACCACAAAACUAACAAGAAAAACACAUUGGGAUAUUCAAUAUUUUGAAAUUGAGGAAGAUGGAGAAGAGAGCACUAUUAUGGUAAGAAUUUUAGGUUCAAUUAUUAUCUAAAUGCAAGGCCAUCUUUUGAAGUAAAACAUAUUGAUAUUGAAGAACUAGAAAAAAAAUCUAAUCGAACACACCAGGAAAAUUAAUGAAUGAAUACGCCGACUUGCGCUUCAUCUACAUUAAACUUAACAGAGGACAAAACCAAAAACAAAGUUGUAGAUAGAUAUAAGAGGAUGUGGCAUGAGUGCCAAUGAGACAACUCUCCAUUCAUAAAAGUAAACUAAUAUAGGUCAAAGUACGGUCUUCAACACGGGCAUAUUCAACGAGAACGUAUUAAUGUAUUAUGAAUUUUAACCCUGUUUGUACUAGAAUGACAAUUUGGACCGGAUUUUAAACGUGCUAGUUCACAAGGUAACAGUCCACAGGAAGACAUGCAGAGCAUUGAAAACCAAACAUCACGAAAAGUUGUGCCAAAUACGCUAGAGCCAUCUACAUCUAAGGGUAGAAAACCCUAAGUGAUUCAAAAAAAUCAAAAAUUCAAAAACUGUAAAUUAACAGAAUAUUACCAUAUCUAAGUUAUGUCAUGUAAACACAAAAGUGCUGACUGAUGGGCUGGUGAUUCCCCUCAGAAACAACGGAAUGUCCACCAGCACUGACAUCGACCCAGUAGUUAUAAACCGUAUCAGUUAAGCCAGACUUAACAUAUGGAACGCCAGAUGCGUGCGAAUUAAAAAUAGAAAGUUGACGAGCAUCGGAAUUUGUUUUAAAAAUCAGAAAAACUGUGCCAAAUACGGCCAAGGCUAUCUAUGCGAAGAGACUAACUUGAUUAAGGAUGUUCGCCACUCAGUUUCAAAAUAGCAAUCUUUUUAAAGGACUGUUAUAAGUUGAUAGUAUAUAAAUAAAGAAACUAAAAAAGCAGAAAUAAAUGAAGGGUCUGCAGUGUGCUUGUUUUCGAGAUAUAAGCCGUUGAAAAUUUGGCGGGAAAUAAUUCUCUCUAGAUUUUUCGUACAUUUAACGUUACCACCUGUUUUCUUUCAAAAACGAUGAAAAAAUAACAAUGAUUUUAUAAGAUUUUCAAAUAUGGCUUUUUGAACUAUAUGUAAUAAAAUUAUGAAAAGAAAAGUAGGGGUUAGUGGACAAAAUUUCUUAAUGGAAAAACAUGGAUUAAACCAGAGGAUUACGAAUAUAUGGUAAAAAUUCAAAAACAAGAGGAGCGAACAUCCUUUAAUAUACCAACAAAUGAACAUAUCAAUGAUGAGUGAGAAAAAAGUCAACAAAGUAGAUAAGUCAACUACAUGUAUUUGAUUUGAUAUAAUUUGUCCUUUCUUUAAAGAUGUAUUUGAAUCGAUUGAUAAAAGAAAUAAAACAUUUUUGCAUGUCCUGUAAAUUUAUUAUUACUAUUGACCAAAAAUUGCAUAAAGUAUUGUCUCAUGUGUAGUUAAUUUUAUAUAUGUCAAUAAGAGUAAUAUUUGUUACUUAUUUGUUUUUCUUAUUGCCUGUAUCUUCGUAUAAGCAAAACAGGAAAAUAAUAGCAGUAAAAGUGAGUAGAAUACCUGGUGGAGUAUUCACUGCAGUCCCUGAAUCUUAUUACGUUGAUGAUCAUGGGAAUGUGCAGCAGUAUAAAGACUUUGACGAAUGGAGAUCUCAAAUGUUAACAUCUUAUAUUGAUUCCCCAGCAACUAAGGGAGAUACACACCAGCUUGAAGAAAACCUACACAGUAUAUCUGAUAAGAUUGAAGACCUGCGACUCAACUCAAUUCAGAAACGGGAAACUAGUGAUAAUUCUAUAGUAAACAAUUCCAUUGUACUAGGCAGAACUUUAGUUGGUGAAAUGUCUAGCAAUAUUGAAGAAUGGCAUUUAGUUUCAGUAGAGAAUUAUAUCUAUACCGAAAGAUAUUAUCAGAAAUUAAAAAAAUGUAUGAAUAUGGAAACGAAAAGAUGUGUCAUUCUAAAAGGUUUGAUAGGAACAGGGAAAUCCGAACUUGCUCUACAGUACUGCUAUAAUGUCAGGAAACGCAAUUCUACCAUCGUCGUUUAUAAGUUACGAUGUACAGAUACAAAUAUGUUUGAAAAAUCAUUGCGUGAGCUUUGCAAAUGCCUCCCUAACAUUAAUACAAUUGAAGAAGAAGAAUCUCAAAAAGAAACGCUUAACAAACUAGAAGAUGCCAUAAUAAGGGAGAUCAAGGAUAGAGAAGGAUAUCAGUUUUUGCUUCUAGAUGAUGUGAAGCCAAAUUCUAAACAUGCUGUGAAUGGCUUUUUACAGAAAUGUAAACGUGUUGUAAACAUUAAGCUAAUUGUGACAACAUCAGUGUCGUUAGAAUUAGAUGCAUUCACAGAAGUAGUAGAGGUCGAUGGAUUUUCGGAAGCUGAAGCAGUAGAAUUUCUGUCAAAUUUUCGAAGUGUCCAAAACGAAGAUAAAAAGUAUUACUUACAGCUUGCCAAGAAGUUUAGCUGUAAUCCGAAAGGGUUGCAUAUUGCAAGAUCAUAUAUGAGUCAAGCAGGUUUGUCAGCAAAAGCUCUUACAAAAAAGCUUAAUUUUCCUCUGGAUAUGCUAAAACUUGAAAAAACAAUAGCCGUAAAUGAAACUUUUGACGAAACACUUUUUAGUUCUCUAGUUAGCAUAAUAAGGGAUAUGCACAUGAAAUACAAACAAGAAGGAAAACAGCAUAUAUUUGAAAUGUUACUCUUACUACAAUUUCUUGAAGCCGAAAAUAUACCUGUAGUUCUGUUCACAAAAACAUCAUACGAAGCAUCGGAUUUCUGCAUUGACGACCUUAUUUAUGAAAUUAAGAAUUCGUCAUUCGGAACAAUAGAUGAUCAUGAUGAUAACAGAAAAAUUAGCACUCAUGAUUUAGUGAAAUCAGCCUUAGAGAUAUAUAUGACCGAAAUGGAGGCUGAAGUUCUAUUAACGAAUGAGAAGCUCUUGAAAAAGCUGUUAAGAGCUUUCUUUUUGUUGAUGGACAAAGACAAUAAGCAUAAGUCAGAUCUUCAGCGUCACACUUUACUUGUACCUCAUGCACGUGCCGUUUUGGAAAAACUUAAAGCAGAAAUGAAGGGGAAACUAGAAGGUGCACCAUUUAAAAACGUAGAUCACAUCUUACAAGUUAUAUACUUAAAAGAUAUAAUAGGAUACACAUACAGCUUUAAUGAAAUGUUCAGCGAAGCCAGUGAAUAUUUCGAAGAUGCAAAAAAGGACUUGUUUAAACUACUAAACGUAGAAAAAACAUUUCAAGUGGACAUUGAAAAGUUAGUCAAAGCUGAUUGCGAUAUCUUUCACCAAGAAAGUUUAGUUUGUGAAAAAACUAAAGAACUCUUUUCAACAAUUGUUGAUUUUAUCAACAAUGCAAAGCAACUGCCUUCCGUUAAAAAAGUCAGUGAGGAAUAUGUGAUCAAUAAAUAUCGGAAUGCACAGGAUGCAGAAGUACUGUCAAGAUUACUUAAAAAACAGGAACUAGCAGAAACCACUCAUUUGAUCAAAGAUGAGUAUGUUCAGUUGUCACACAGAGGAUAUGCAGUACCAUUAGAAGGACUAAGUAAAGAAUUUUUGUUUGAACUCAUAAUUUCUGUUUUACAUACAUAUGGCAGAAGACUCUUUUACCUUCCAGAUGAUAGAGAUAUACAAACGGCAAAAAUAUUUUUCUCAUAUUUGUCUGUUGCCAAUGAAUUGUCAAAAAUGAAAUAUAUCAGUGAGAAUCAUUUGAGUUUUGGUUCUGAGCAAGGAAAAAGUGACAUAGAUAGGCUGUCUUCCGUCCUAACAGAGAGGAGUAAAAUUCAGUCUGUUUUAGACUUUUUAUGUAAUGAAAGAGAAGUAGAUGCUUCUACUUUGAAUGAUUACAUUUCAAUUUGUAAAAGUAGGCUUACAGAAAGAGUAAACUACUAUGAAUUUGGUGUUUUGAAAGUUUUGCAUGAUAAAAGCGAUCAUUUCACUGCCAUAUGGGUCCGGCUGAUACUUGGAUGUUACAUCAAUUUGAUAAAAAUCGAGAAAACUGACAAAGUACGUUACGAAGCAUUAAAGUGGGGUAAAGAUCUUUCUGUGAUGAUGAAAAGUAUGGAGGACAAUACUUGCUACCCCAGCCUUGUAUGCUCACUGGGCGAUCUUUAUUUUGCCACAGGUCAAAUAUUGAAGUCAGAAAAGUGUUUUGAAGAAAUAAUUCCAAAAUAUGCCAAAGUAGAGGAUAUAAGUCAGACUUCCGAGAUCUCUUUGAAAUGGUUUGAACGGGAGGCGUGCGUUUCCUAUAUCAGAUGUCGAAUGAGUAGGUCAUGCGAUAAGGAGCAAAAUUUUGAUGCAUAUACGUUACAAAGAUUGGAAGCUUAUAAAUUGCUUUUGCAAAGAUAUGAAAUUGAGCUUAAAAAUUUGGAAGAAAUGGAAGUCCAACUCAAAGGAAGGUUACACGGUGUAUGUAGCGACCAGUAACUAUGUAUGCCUUUAAAUCAGGAAUGCAGACAGAUGUCAUGCAGUUAUGCUAAUUAAAUAUAAAAAGGUUUCCGAUGUACUGCAACCCCAAUGGCAAAAUUUUGCACAAUUCUCUUUUCCUCAUUUGUUUUGUCCUGGAAUUCCUCCUAAAUUACCGCCUCGGUGGUCUCGUGGAAGCGUGUUCGACUCGAGUGCUAGAGGUCGUGGAUUCGAACCCCGGCCGUGUCAAACCAAAGACUUUAAAAUUCGUAUUUACUGCUUUUCCACUAAUCACGCGGCAUUAAGGAGUCAGAGCAAAGAUUGGUCGGCUCUGAGUCAGAAUUAGUGUCCGGGUAAGGUGACAUGUCUUCCUGUGGACUGUUACCUUGUGAACUAGCACGUUAAAUAUCCUACUCAGCGUGUCGGUCUAGUACAUAGCAGGGUUAGUAUUCAUAUUACAUUAUAAAAUUGAGAUUGGAAAUGGGGAAUAUGUCAAGGAGACAACAACCAGACCAAAGAGCAGAAAACAGCCGAAGGCCACCAAUGCGUUUUCAACACUGCCAGAAAAUCCCGCACCCGGAGGCAGGCUUCAGCUGUCCCUUAAAUAAAACUGUGUACUAGUUCUGUGAAAAUGGACGUCAUACUAAACUCCAAAACAUAUAAAUGAACUAAGAUUAAAAACAUAGAAGACUUACCAAUGCCUUUAACAUGUUCUCGUCCUGAAUAUGCAUUUCAAUUUGCAAUUGAACGUUAUGUAGCCAUCAUCAUCAUCAUCAUCAUCAUCAUCAUCAUCAUCAUCAUCAUCAUCAUCAUCAUCAUCAUCAUCAUCAUCAUCCAAAAAGAUAGAAGUUUGGAUUCGUUACUAAAUAUCUAAAGCAUGUAAUUAUAAUGCAUGCUAUUCACGAUAUAAGAUAUUUAUUUCGUUAGAACAAUAGUUCAGGACAUAGCUAUCUAUGUUGCUGCUGUAAUGAUAUAAUAUUAUAUGUAGAUAUUUGUUUCUUAAUGAAGUGGAAGUUAUAUAACUGAUAGCUAUGUUUGUUAUUUCGUUCUAUUAUUUAUUGUGCACUUCUAUCAGUAAAAACCUCUACAUUAAAUAGUAUUUGGAUUUCAGUGAAAUAUUUAGAAAAUUUUAAACUAUCUAAUUGAUUUUUAACUUUUAUCCAUUUUGUUAUCUGUUGAAUAAUUUCCGUAGCAAACCAUGGACUUUGUCAUAUUUUAUGAAGGAAAGUCAUAUUGCAUUUACAUUACUUCUUCUUUUAACGCUUUUAUAUCAAUUUGAAGAAAAAAAAUUAAAUAUUUUACUUUUUAGCUCACCUGGCCCGCAGGGCCAAGUGAGCUUUUCUCAACACUUGGCGUCCGUCGACCGUCGUCGUCCGUCGUCGUUAACUUUUACAAAAAUAUGCUCCUCUAAAACUACUGAGACAAAUUUAACCAAACUUGGCCACAAUCAUCAUAAGGGUAUCUAGUUUAAAAAAUGUGUCCGAUGACCCGGCCCGCCAACCAAGAUGGCCGACAUGGUUAAAAAUAGAACAUAGGGGUAAAAUGCAGAUUUUGGCUGAUAUCUCUGAAACUAAAGCAUUCAGAGCAAAUCUGACAUGAGUCUUAAUGUUCAUCAGGUUAGGAUCUGUCUGCCCUGACAUUUUCAGACAAAUCAGACAACCCGUAGUUGGGUUGCUGUCCCUGAAUUGGUAAUUUUAAGGACAUUUUGCAGUUGUUGGUUAUUAUCUUGAAUAUUAUUAUAGAUAGAGAUAAACUGUAAACAGCAAUAAUGUUCAGCAAAGUAAGAUCUACAAAUAAGUCAAAUGAUCAAAAUGGUCAAUUGACCCCUUAAGGAUUUAUUGCCCUUUAUAGUCAAUUUUUAACAAUUUUUUGUAAAUUUUUGUAAUCUUUUAGCGUAAUCCUCUACUGAGACAAAUUUAACCAAACUUGGACACAAUCAUCAUUAGGGUAUGUAGUUUAAAAAAUGUGUCCCAUGACCCCGCCUGCCAUCUAAGAUGUCAGGGAUGGCUAAAAAUAUGACAUAGGGGUAAUAUGCAAGUUUUGUCUAUUUUUUUUUAACCGUUAUAAAUAGAGAAAAUCUGAAAGGAGCAAAAAUGUUAAGAAUUAUGAGCUCUACCAAUUGUCCAUAUAUGUCAAAACUGUUAGACAAAUUUUUAUAGGAGUUAUUGCCCAUAAAUGACAAAUUUUACCAUUUUUUUUUCAUUUUUGCCGUUCACCAUGUUAACUAUGAUAUUUAGAGAGAAACAUGUUUCUUUUUCCUGUUAUGCCUUAUAUGAUUUAAAUUAUAAUAGAUAAAUAAACACUUUAAAUCACAAAAAUGAUCAGCAAGGCAAGAUCCAUUAAAAAGUCAACUUUUUCGGAUAUAGUUAGUAGACUGUCACUCUUCAUAGGAGUGAUUGCCCUUAAAUGAGGAUUUCUUUUACCCUCUUUUGUGUUUUGAGCAAAAACUAAAGAAAAUAGAGAGAAACUAAACAGACUAAAAGAUCAGUAUUAUAAGAUCAACAAAAUAGAGAUUUUCGUCAUGAAGUCUAUUCUCGUCUACAAUAUGUUGGAGAGUGCCCUUUGUUUGAUAUAUAUGCACAUAGACCAAGGUGAGCGACACAAGCGCUUUAGAGCCUCUAGUUUACUUCCUUAGGAGUUAUUUUGUCAUGUUGAAAAGCCAAUCCAUACGUUUUUCUUAAAAAUGAAUAAUAAUCUAAAUUUUAAAGGUGCCGAAUAGAGUCAGAUGUCUUCAGUGUCGAUGUAACUGACAUAGAAAAGAUACAAGAUUAUUAUGUUGUUGUAACAUGUUAUGGGUUAUUAUAUAAACAGACUUCAUUCAAGUUUAGAUCUGUCGCAAUUAUUCUAUGGACAACAAAAAAUCAUCACACGAUGUAAUUGUUUAAAAUUUUAUUGGAAUGUUUUACUUUUUAAUCGUCCAUGUUUUUUAUUUUUAUUCGCUUAAUGUUUCAAAACGUUUUAUCACUCAGUCAGUAUAGUAAGACAUCACAAAUGUUCAAUUCCUUUAUCUUUCGUGCAGUCAGUAUCUAUAUAUUCAUCGUUGCUGUCAAUAUCAAUAUAUUCAACAUUAAUGCCUGUUUGUUAAAAAAUUUGUACAUAAGUUAGCGUGUCCAGAUGCAUAUUUUUUAAAGUUGUCUGUCAAAGUUUUCCUGUUUAGAUAAAUAUUUUUCUGUCACAGUUUUCUUGUCAAGAUAAAUAGUUUUUUUUAAGGAUACCUUAACAGAUAACGUUAAGACUAUUAUGUAAUUUACAGGAAAGUUUUCAAAGUCAUUUUUCUCUAUAAAGAUAAUGAUUUUAAUUUAUACUUUGUUUUACUGAUAAUGACAUUUUAAAUUGUAUUAAGUAAUCUAGUAUUGUUUACAACUUACUUUGUUUAGUAUGCAUUUUAAGUACAUUCUUGUGGCUUUAUGUUCUAUUUCUUAAGAAAUAUGUGUCAGGGUUUUUAGAAGUAGUGUUAAUCAUAAAACGCUUUGUUAGAUUGUGAAUUUGCAAUUAUAAAGACUGAAUAUAACAUGAAUAGUCUAUUUUCAUUAGUUAAUUGAUUAACAGUUGAAAUAUAUAGCUAUGUAUGAUUUCAAAUGAUUGAAUUUGUAAACCCUUAAACAUUACUCAUUGUUAGAGGAUUUUUUUCUGAUUUUUUCGGACUUUGGAACUAUGUCAUUUUUCAGCCAAAUUUAUGAAAGAGGGUACCUAAUUUGUGUAAUCAACAUCUACAUUUUUUAACCCAGAUCCCUAAAACUUCACAAGAAGAUUGCACGUUUGUUAAAGUUGUGCACCUGCUAUUAUGGAAUUGCUUGAGGAUUAUUUUUCUCGUUUUUCCGGUCAUUUUUCAGUACAAUUUAUGAAAGAGGGUUUAUAACCUCAUUAGGUUUGCUAACUCUCUGUGGAGUUCUAAAUAAUUUAAUUAGAUGCAUAAAUUGUUACCAUCUUUGAAACUUUAGUUCCAUUAUGGAGUUGUUUAAAAAAGAAUUAUAUUUUUACAAUAUAUAUAUAUUUAUGUUUCAAUAUAUAUUUAAAUUUUUAGUAAAGACCCUUAUCCAUUGUAAAAGUAGCAAUCUGCGCAACCGGCCAUUUCAGUAUUCGAUCAUAUCUUUUUUUUAAAUAUUAAAACUCAUUUGGGAGUUUUUUCCAUUUAUAUCGAACAAAAUUAUAAAUAGAUUCAACUUCUAAACAGAAAAAAUAGAUAAAUAAUAUAAGUUCUACAAAUUGUUAAUAAUGACUGAAACCAUGGGAACUUACAACCUGAGUUGUCCUUUAAUAAUAAGUUUUUAAUUACUCGAAAGGUAUGAAAAUAGAUAGAUAGAUAGAUAGAAAAUGAAUAAAGCAAAAAUAAUCAGCAAUACAAGAUCUACAAACAUGUCAAUAUGACCAAAACCAUUGCAUUACUACUGAUGUUAUUGAUAAUAAAUGAGGAUUUGUUUCUA